This is a messenger RNA of Saprolegnia parasitica CBS 223.65, 639 nucleotides long. RefSeq lists its product as hypothetical. The coding region runs from base 1 to 639 and encodes 212 amino acids. Gene Ontology annotation, biological process: vesicle-mediated transport. The transcript is spliced from 2 exons. The record is from RefSeq and is a predicted model, not a curated record. Lineage: Eukaryota; Oomycota; Saprolegniomycetes; Saprolegniales; Saprolegniaceae. Gene Ontology annotation, cellular component: membrane.
AUGACGAACCUCCAAGCGCCUGCGACGCCAACGGCGUCCGAGGCCAGUACCAUCGGCUCGGAGCCAGACCUCGAGGGCGGCGAGGGCAGCGACGUGUCGCCGCUCUUGACGCCGCAGGCCGCGCUGCAGUCGCUUUGGGGCAAUAUCAAGAGCAAGAGCUCGGCGACCAUGUCACCAGCGCAAAUGGACGCGAUGAAGAGCUAUCCGCAGCGUUUCAAGACGUUCGUCAUGCUCAUCUUGCUGUCGGGCCUCUUCUUUGGCAUGGCCUCACUCUUCCUGCCGCUUCUUCUCAUCCGUCCAUCCAAGUUUGCGCUGAGCUUCUCGCUUGGAAGUGUGCUUGCGCUCUCGGCGAUUGCAGCGCUGCGUGGCUGGAAGAGCUACUGCCUCUCGCUCGUGCAGCCCGCCCACUUGCUACUGACGACUUUGUAUUUAACCUCGCUCGUCUCGACCCUCUACGCGUGUCUUAUCAUGGGCAGCUACGUGUACGUGAUUCUCAGCGCGUCGCUCCAGCUCAUCACCCUCGGGUACUUUCUCCUCUCGGCGUUCCCUGGUGGCGUCGCGGCGCUUAACACUACGGGUCGCAUUGUCGCCAAGAGCGCCAAGGGGAUUCUUAAAGGCUGCAUCAAGCUCUUUCAAUGA